Molecule: messenger RNA, 1959 nt
Organism: Cololabis saira (Pacific saury)
Lineage: Eukaryota; Metazoa; Chordata; Actinopteri; Beloniformes; Belonidae
Product: charged multivesicular body protein 1b
Exons: 8
Coding region: 160-759 (199 amino acids)
Biological process (GO): late endosome to vacuole transport; endosome transport via multivesicular body sorting pathway; protein transport
Cellular component (GO): multivesicular body; ESCRT III complex
Source: RefSeq, a predicted model, not a curated record
GGGGAUAUUUUGGUAAGACACCAGGAAGUGCGGAAGAGACCGAAAAACCUCAAGGGCUGAACUUUCAUUAGACUUUUAUUUACUUCAGUGACUUUUUAGGGGACGAUCUUUAAGAAUUUAAUCGUGUAAUCGAUUGGCUUCUCGGAGACCCCCCUCAAGAUGCCAAGUAUGGAAAAACAUCUUUUCAACUUAAAGUUUGCCGCCAAAGAGCUUCAAAGAAAUUCAAAAAAAUGUGACAAAGAGGAAAAAAUAGAGAAAACUAAAGUCAAGAAGGCCAUCCAGAAAGGUAACACGGAAGUUGCGAGGAUCCAUGCAGAGAACGCCAUCAGACAGAAGAACCAGUCUGUGAACUUCCUGAGAAUGAGCGCUCGAGUGGAUGCGGUGGCAGCGAGGGUUCAGACGGCAGUCACCAUGAACCAGGUUACAAAAUCUAUGGCCGGAGUAGUGAAAGGCAUGGAUGCCACUCUGAAGGGUAUGAAUCUUGAAAAGAUCUCAGGUCUCAUGGACAAAUUUGAGCAUCAGUUUGAGACUUUGGAUGUUCAGACGGCCCAAAUGGAGGAUACAAUGAGCAGCACAACGACUCUGACAACACCACAAAAUCAAGUGGAGUCGCUGCUACAUGAAAUGGCUGAUGAAGCAGGUUUGGACUUAAACAUGGAGCUCCCACAAGGACAGACGGGAUCAGUGGGUACAAGCGUGGCCUCUGCAGAACAGGACGAACUGUCUCAAAGGCUUGCCAAACUCAGAGAUCAGAUGUAAGGACCGACGUCGGAGGACUGGCACCUGAAUGCAGAGUUCUACAACGCCUGUACACUACCUGAAUAUAACUCCCUUUCAUGUACAUCGCAUCUUUUCUGUUUCUUCCCUCCUUUUCACAUAUUAUGUCUCUGUUGAAGAGCAACUGUAUAGCUUAUUUUUUCCCACAGAGCUUAUUGUUUCUUUUUUUUUUACAAUAACAUCCCUGCAAUUAGAAAUCUUAAUUGGAAACAUGUUUAUAAAGUAACUGGAAUAUGCAUAAGAACUGUGUAUCUGCAAGCUGAAAUUAUAUAAUUCAUCAACAAUGUUGGCUAUUUACACUUAAAACAUUGUAAAGUAAAGAUGGAUGGCAGUUAUUACCUUUUAUUUAUAGGAUGACGUGGAUGAAAGGCUCCUCUCUGUUUUUUUUCUCAUGUAGCUCUGUGUGACGGCAGGCGACAUGUAUGCAUUAUUCUGUUGUUGGAUGGUUGGUGAUCUCUGCCUUUCAUGGUGAACGCACUUCUUCUGUUGAUUUACUGUAUUUAAUUUUUGAUCAUUGUCUGAGACGUGCAUGGGCAGUUUGUCUGUCUGGUCUGAUCAUUCGGGGAUGGUGUUACAGUUUGGAGAUUUAACAGUAAACAAUAAAGUUUUAUAAUAGUUAUCUAAAACAAGUCAUUUGCUUUAAAGCCCAUUUUUAAACUGAACUGAAUGGUUUUGUUAAGAGAGUAAAACUUCAUUAAACUUUAUCUUAUAUUCAGCUGUAUUAGUUGCAGCAAAGCUAUUUUUUUAAGGAGACUAGAAACAUUUGGUUGAUGACACAUCUAUUUAAGUGGUAAGUUUUACCUGUUCUCUAAGUUCAUGCAUUUGUAAAAGCUCUACUGUAGAGCAGAGUUAGUUUAGAUCUUUUUAAGAGUUUUUAUACUUAAUUCAGUAAAGGGGAAUAUUUUUUCAAUUUUUGUUUUUGUUAACUAUUAUAACUGUAUACUAUACAGUGUAGUAUAGAUCAGUGGUUCCCAAAGGACCUUUUUUUCAUUAUUAUGUUCAGUGUAAUGCUUUUUUAAAUUUUUUUUAUUUUUAACUGUGUAACAAUAUUCAACAUAUGAACCCGUCUGUGGAAAUGCCAAAUGUUCACUUUCCUCUAGUGGCCACUGACGGUCAAUGCAACCCUACCGCUUUUUCACCUAAACCCUUUAGGCCGCCAAUAAAAUACUUGAAAUGUUAAAA